AUGUCCUACAACUGUUCCACAAGGAAACUCUCUUCCAGGAUGAUUGGAGGACAAUACACUGUGCCAGUGGCCCCAGUUGCCACAGUUUCUACCCCGGAUGUCGACUGCCUGAGUGGCAUCUAUUUGCCCAGCUCCGUCCAAACUGGCUCCUGGCUCCUGGACCACUGUCAGAAGACCUGCUGCGAGCCCAUUGCUUGCCAGCCAACCUGCUACCAGCCAACUCCUUAUGUCUCCAGCCCUGUCCGGGUGACCUGCCCUCAGCAAACCACUUGUGUCUCCAAUCCCUGCUCAACUCCCUGCAGCCGGCCGCUCACCUUUGUCUCCAGUGGCUGUCAGCCCCUGGGCGGCAUCUCUACUGUGUGCCAACCAGUGAAAAGUGUCUCCACUGUCUGCCAGCCGGUGGGAGGAGUCUCCACCAUCUGCCAACCAGCCUGCGGGGUCUCCAGGAUGUACAAGCAGUCCUGCGUGUCCAGCUGGCGAAGAAUUUGCUGA
Molecule: messenger RNA, 492 nt
Organism: Eubalaena glacialis (North Atlantic right whale)
Lineage: Eukaryota; Metazoa; Chordata; Mammalia; Artiodactyla; Balaenidae
Product: keratin-associated protein 11-1
Exons: 1
Coding region: 1-492 (163 amino acids)
Cellular component (GO): keratin filament
Molecular function (GO): structural molecule activity
Source: RefSeq, a predicted model, not a curated record